CCCUCCCUGGUUAUCUCACGCCUUGACUAUUGUAACUCCCUCCUCAUUGGCCGACCUCAUCGCAGGCUAUCCCCUCUUCAGUCUAUCCUUACUAACCGUUCCAUAUCUGCCACCCCUCUCUGCCAAUCCCUCCACUGGCCUCCACUCAGUGUCCUCCACCCCUCUCUGCCAAUCCCUCCACUGGCCUCCACUCAAUGUCCUCCAUUCCUCUCUGCAAUCCCUCCACUGGCCUCCACUCAGUGUCCUCCACCCCUCUCUGCCAAUCCCUCCACUGGCCUCCACUCAGUGUCUUCCAUUCCUCUCUGCCAAUCCCUCCACUGGCCUCCACUCAGUGUCCUCCAUCCCUCUCUGCCAAUCCCUCCACUGGCCUCCACUCAGUGUCCUCCACCUCCCAAUCCCUCCACUGGCCUCCACUCAGUGUCCUCCACUCCUCUCUGCCAAUCC
Molecule: messenger RNA, 444 nt
Organism: Staurois parvus
Lineage: Eukaryota; Metazoa; Chordata; Amphibia; Anura; Ranidae
Source: the annotation of a GenBank genome assembly